UCGCCGGCUCAAUAUCACCACAGAUUCUUUAGACUUGUACAAUUCCAGUAAUCUAUGAUGGCAAUAACUAUCUGUUCUAAUCAAUACUAGAUAUCUCACGAAGGACUCUGUGUAUUUAAAGGUUUUUUUUCUCUCUUCAUGGUUGGCAGAUCAUUGCUAGAGAAUGAUAAUGGACUUAAUUGGCGGGGGUUGAUCGCGUAGAUUGUCGACUUGCUUACACUUUUUGGAAAAGCGACGCUCCGGUAGACAAUAGGUAACCGAUAUCCGUCGGUAGGGUCUCUCUUCCAGUCGUCUCCGACACUUAUUUUGGCAGUUUAUGUGUCCCUUUUGGAGAAGCUCUGAGAAAUCAAAAGACAGUUGAUAUAAAAAGAUUUUUGAUUAUGAUAUCAAUUUUCAUUUGGAUGGAAAGAAUAAAACGGUGAAUUCAGCUUUCCUGUCUGGACUAUAAUGGGAGAGAAAGAAAGAGAGAGAGAGAGAGAGAGAGAGAACUUCACCUGGAUGCAUUCUAGAUAAAGAAAGGUACAUGGAUGAUUUUGGAUACUAUUGAACUUUGGAGUCAAAUCAAGCUAAGCUGACAUACAUUAUUGUGCUCCCAUUUAAAGGCCAUCCUGGAAGGGAAAAAAUACUUAUUUUGCAUAAAGAAAUAAAUGGAGCUAUUCGGAGGUGCUGGCAGCACAAGGACAUAAGAAUGAUUGACAAGCCAAAUUAAUUGUUUGUAAAAACGAAUAUUCACAGAAAAUUAGAUAUGAAAUUUUGUACAAUUCGAUAUCUGAUUAGCCCUUUAAACUAUAGUGGGCUGGCGCAUGAUGGCUGAUACACAUAACACACCAUUAGAAUUUAUUGUGCUUGUCUCUUCUGUUGUCGGUCUUUUAAAUAAUCUUGUGUCAAUAUUUUAUAAACAGAGAAAGCAAUUCUCUCUGCCUAAGUUGUGGAAGUAUGCCUACCUAUCUAUCGAUUUUGGACAUGUUUUUUUAGGCGUUGGGUUGAUUCUUUCAAUUUCAUUUAAACUUUCUGGAUCCGAGCCAGUGUGCAAUGCCUCCGGCUUUUUGAUCGUGUUUGGCGUCUUUGAUUGUGUUUGCGGCUUUCUAACAGCAGGGAUCAUUUUAUUUGGGAUAUACAACCCAGGAAAAUCCUCGCAAAUUUCUACGUUUCACAGAAAUGUCUUCUUGGUCAUUUUCAUUCCCGAGAAAAUUAUUUCUGUGCUUCUGUCAUCGUUGCCUUUCACGCCUUUAGGAUACAAUCUUUCUCCGAGUCGUUUUGCCGUUUCUUGCGUACGAAUCAGCCAGCCCACGGAAGACGGCGGAGAAUUGGGUGUUGUAAAUUUCGGAGUACUCUGGUUGUCUCUUUCCAUCGCUCUUCUCACGUGUGUUAUCAGUGCUCUGAAACUAUGGAAAGGAUUCAGCAACCGAAUUCACACAUCCAGUGUUAACGUGUGGCAGUCCCAACUGGUGAUUGACGGGAAGAGAUUUCAGAAGUUAUUGCUGUUCGAGCUGAUAUUAUGGAUCAUAGUGUUGUUCCUGUUCAAUUUUGUGACCUACUACGAUUCUGGGGAGUUUGACUCGGCAACGUGGAUUGUUCUGGUGUCCCUAAGUAUCAUCACUGUCGUCCACAGUGUCAGUUCCCACAUUGGGAACACCAUGUGGAGUAUAUGCUGUUGUGGAACAAAUCGAGAUGUGGAGGAACCACAUCAUAAACUCAAACGACUCGAGCUUAUUAAAGUAGAGGAACCGGGGAAGUUACGACUGAGAGCAACAUGGAGUGUGUCCAAGGGUACGUUCAAGCGGGGCCUGAUGAAGGUCUACGGGUCAAACCAUGUCAAAGCGUGGGCACAGGAAAUCGUGGUUCUGGGCAUGCUCCGAAAGGCACAACAUCCUAGCCUUCUCCAAUGCCUGUGGACGAGCAGUUCUAACCCAUAUUACGAAACGAUGACCCUCAUAACAGGGGAGAUAAUUACCAGUGACUCAAGAAUUAUCUGCCUUGAGCUGACUAACAAUGGAAGCCUGGCGGAAUUGUUGCAGAAGGACGUAUCUCUCCCGGAGACAUGUCAGCGGAUGGUGGUGCAUGACAUAGCGGAGGGAUUGUUUUACCUCCAUAGCCAAAACAUCCUCCACAACAACCUCAGCUCCUCCUGUAUCUACCUCAAAGGAUCACUUCCGGAGACAGAAUACACCAGGCCUAUGUAUAGGAACAUGGUCAUGCGAGCAGCCAUUGGUGAUUUUGAAUUCACACACAUCUACGGUUCCAUGCAGCAGACAGAGACCGCAGUCACCAACAAAAGACAAUUCUUUUUACCAGACAUACGUUCCUUUGCUUUAGUUGCCUUGGAAUUAGUUACGAAAUCGUGUGAAAGACGAUUUUUAAGCAUGCAAUAUGACUGGGACUAUGACCAAGAUCCCAACGAUCUAAUCAACGCCAAGGGGCGUUUUGUUGUGAAGCCAAAUAUCAUCCCAGAGUCUCAUCCUCCAAAUGUUGACCUCAUGAAUAAUCCUUCGGACGAUUCGGAUGUGGAACAGUACUUUAGAAGGCAUCAAGAUGGCAUUAGAUCGCCAUACGAAUUAAUCGAAGAAGUAAGAAGACGAAGUAGAAGUUUGUCACCAGGAAGUCGUCCCUUGUCUGCUCAGUCAAAACGAAGCGCAAGGUCAAGGACAGUUUCUCCAGAUCAACAGAGGAUGUCUCAUAGAUCUCCUUCGGUGCAGUCAGCGAGUACACUGUUCAAUGGAAGGAGUGGAUCCCCACCACCAGAAGUGGAAGCACUACAGCAACAAACACCUGUCCCGACAGAAGUGUUUCACAAACGCUUUAUGUUGCAAGAAGUUGCAUUAGAGAGAACCGAAGCUCCAGUUGAUAAGAAAAAAGGAAAAGGUAAAAAGACUCAAACCAAAUCUUUCGAUGGGCAGGCUUUUGAAUCAAAAGGAAAAAGCAAGGAUAUAAAGAAAUCAAACAGUAAACGGCUUUUAUCAAAGCCAGUUUCAAUCAUAAAAAAUCUUACUGGCUCAGAAACCACUGUAUCAGCAUUUAAACCAACUGACAAAGCAGAUUCAUCUGGAGAGGAAGUAUCCGAGGAAGAAAUGGAAAUUCCGUUCGACAGGUACAGACUGGAUAAGAAAAUGAGACAGGACUCUAAGAAUUCGAUUCAGUCUUUUCAGUCAGAUAACUCAUUACAUCGAACGGUCUCGCAGAAAAGUGAUCAGUGGAGCAUUCGAAGUGAUAUGGAAUACCGUCCUCAUGGAUUGAAAAGCACAGUGUCAGCCGAUUCCAGAGCGUCCCUCUGGUCCAAUUUACCUCUUCCCUUGGAAUCUAUUGACGUUGAAAGAGACGAAUUAGACAAUAUUAUUGACUGUCUUCCGGGAAUGGCAGAUUCAUUAGAUUCUCAGAAACAUCGACCUAGACUUAUUGAGAUGUUAAGUGCUAGAGACAGAGUAGGGUCAAGACCGAAAACAUAUUGGCAGUCUGACGGCCCUGGACCGCAACGUUUUGAACUCGUAGAUUAUUAUGACGAAUUACAGGGCAUUUAUGUUAAAAAGUUGCAACCAAUUCGCUCCAUUCAAAGGACAUCAUCGGGGUCACAAAUACUGUCUGCACCUGUACAUCGGACUUUUUCAGGAACUCAGAUUUUACACCGAACAAGUUCUGGUCUUCAGGAAAUCGUAGAAGCAACAGAAGCAACAGAUGAUGAAGAAACACUGACGAAAGGAAAUCCACAUCAAUUAGUUCGAGACAAAACAACAAAUAAAAUCAAAGUUCGUUCUAUUCAAGAACCACAAAUGGACGAAAAACCAAAUAAACAAGAGAAGAAAACAAAGAAAAAAGAGCGUUCAAAGUCGGUUAAAAAGAAGCCUGCACCACCACCACCAACACAAGAGGAAAUAAACAAAGAAAAUAUGGAGAAAGAGGAAACUGAACACAGACGAUCAAAAGCGCGAAAUGCUCUCAAAAGAGCAUUGAGCGCAAAAUCAAGAGAUUUCAAUAUCCAAAGAACGAACAACAAAAGAGAAAACUUGGAUGUAAAGUUUGCAAACGUCAAAAAGCUCACAGUACAAACAAAUGAUGAUUCUCAAGAACAUACAGAAAGGGCUGAUGUAUCGGAAUAUAAUGAAAUGGAUCAGCAGAAUGAAAACGGCCAUACAGAACAAACACACUCCAAACGACAUUACGUGCAUGAUCCAAGAAAAGAAACAGGAGAGAAAAGGUUUAUGACAGACAAGCUAUCAAAAGCGAAUCUUAACCGAUUUUCAAGCUUUAGCAGUACUGACAGCUUCAGUAGCAGGGGAUCAAUACGAACGCGACCGGCAGAUGUUUCUCUUACGAGUGGAGAACUUACGUCUUUGUCAUCUCAAGCUGAUGCCGACACAGACGAUUUUGCUACUGAUGUCGAUGCUUCUGCAAAGGAAGUCUAUAUGAAGAAGGUCAUGCAAAGCCGGAUACGUAAGAAUGUCGAUAGCGGCUUUGAUAGUGAAAGCAGCGAGAUUUCCUCCCAUGGUCCCCACAGCAGUUACAUGUCUGAUGAUUCCGCUUUUCAUGAAAUUAGAGAUAGACGAUCAAAACCAAGAAAACAUGAUCGUUCGAAAAUGAACUCGGGUAUCUCGUCGAACUUGCAGAAUACUCCAUUACAAGAGAAAACUUUUUGUCUCACUGGAAUAAACUCUAAGCCUGUGGAAGCCCAUGCAGUGGCUGAUUCACCAGACCUUGAGAUUGAAUGUCUUCCUGAUAAUGACGUUAUACCAGAAGGGGAGGAUGAAGAAUUCCGUCCGACAUCAAGUCUUUCCCGAAUAAUAGAAGUUUCAUCAGCCUCUCCAGAACAAACCAAAGAAAUGGACUUUAAUCGGGAAGUGGAAAACUUUAAUUCUUCACAUACCGAUAAAGGUUCUGUGAAUCAAAACUUUGACUCGGUGUAUUCAAAUCGUCCUAAAACGCCUGGUUCCUCGCGACCUAAAACUCCGGGACUGUCAAAGGAAGCAUUACGAGGGCCGAAUGUAAUGUCGAGCAGUCACACUGCAGAUGCUACCAGACGCUACAGAGAACUUGUAAAGAAAGGGGUUCCACUUAGAGUUUCUGAAGUAUCAGCGAACGAAAUUGUCAACCCUUUAAAGCAGAAUCAUGUUUCUGAAAACAGUACUUUGAAUUAUCAACCUAGACAUUUAGAUGAGAACUUAUUCAAAAAUUUAGAUUCGCAGGGAUUUUUCCAAAGUGAAAGAGAAAAGAAAUUAAUUCCUGGUCGAACCUACGGUUCCUUGAAUAGAAAGUCGAGGAAAGAUCAAGGAAAGAAAACUAAAUUGCAGAUUCAGCAAUCAAAGUUAGAUGAUAUUAUCAGAGAAAGUCCGGAAGACGCAAACCAAUCUCCUAUUCAUAAAUCGCCCAGAGGCACUCACUUGUCUCCCAAUCAUGCUCAGAACGCUAAUAUUCUAAAUGAUUCUUUUACAAACGUGUCGGACAAUGAUGUUACUAUGUUUAAUCAACCACAAAGUGAGGAGUCAGAAACAUCUACCUUCCAAAAUGGAAAUCCAGGUAACGUAAAUCACGUGUCUCCCAAUCACAUUCCACAGAAUCAACCUGCAUUGGUGAUGGACGCUGAACUUUAUAUAGACCGAGUUUAUUCCCAGAAAACAUCACCGGAACAUCAGCAAACGUACCCACCAAUUUUAGACCCAGAUUUCGAUUCUCCAUUGCUUGCAAAAGACGGAAAAGCAGAUCCUUUCGUUAAAGAGAGCACCCACGUGCUCGAUAUUCCACCUGUAAUCGAAAACAAAAGAGACGACGGUGAUAUUCAAAUUGAUGUUCCUUUGAAAAUGGGAAUGUCAGACAAACACGUCUCAAAUUGCCAAAAACUGACAUCAGCACUUCAUCUUGUGUCUUUCAAUGACUUGUUGCCUGCAACACAAGAAGGCUUUAAUAUGAUGAAAAUGAAACUCCGACAAGCUGGUCAACUUGGAGACGUUGGGAGUCAGAUAUUGGAUAUCGUGAACAAGUGCUGGCUGAAUGAGACCCCGCCCACUUCCUUCGAUCUGGUGAUGCAGUUGAUGGAUCCAGUGAAAGAAACGGAACUCUAAGGUUGCUGAGCUAUGGCGUCGUAACUGACUGUGUCAUAAAAACAAAUACACCUUUUGUGCCAAAUUGAUUUAUUUUUGUAUCCUAUAAUCCGAACUAUAUAUAUAUGUACAGAUAUAUAGUUAAUGGCGAUGUAUGCAUGUUUCUGCAAAGACUUUAAUGAAAUAUUUUGCAACAUUUCAUACAAGACGUUCAUAUAUGACGUUCAUAUAUAUAUAUUUUCGUGUUUACCUUUAUUCCAACUGUGAUGAAUGAAAUUGUGAUAUUGUUUUAGAUUGUUUAUCGAUAGACACAGGGGGACCUGGGCAGCAAAUAACAUCAGUGACUUUUCCCCAUCGUGCUCAUUAUUUUCGAAGUAAAUAUUUAGAUUAUCAUGUUCUCAAAUGAAGCUAAUUAGGUUUCUUUUUGUGAUUGUUUUGUGUUGUUUAUGCAUUGAUUAAAGAAUGAGGGAACUGUGCAGGAGUAUUUGCAGUGUCGCAAUCUGUAUAAUCGUGAAAUCAUUAACAUUUUACCCCAUGCUAGGCAUCCAUGUCUUUCGUUUCUUUUCCCCUAUUUAGUUACACACAUAGGUCAUAUUUUAUUCACAUUGGUGUUCAUUCUCAAAGCAAUCAUGCCAAAUUCCUUAAGUCAUAUUCAUAAAAUCAUCAAUAUCAGAUGUCUUUCAUCAAUGAAUUAAAACUACUUUUUAUAAGAUAUAAAGGAAGCUGUGUUUACAUGUACAUACAUGUACGUAAAUUCAAAACCUAGAGCUGCAUUCAUUACUAAUCCUUACGUCCAUGAAAGCAAUACGUAUGAAUACGCUAUGAUAAAUCUGUAAUUAAUGGUGCAGAUGGUAUUUCAAAUCGAUUUGUACAUUUUUCUAUUCAGUUAGAUUUUAACGUCAUAUACCAAGUCUGUGAUAAUGUUUUAUCUGUUAUCUAUGCAAUAAACUGACAAACGUU
This is a messenger RNA of Ostrea edulis (European flat oyster), 6986 nucleotides long. RefSeq lists its product as uncharacterized. Lineage: Eukaryota; Metazoa; Mollusca; Bivalvia; Ostreida; Ostreidae. Gene Ontology annotation, biological process: protein phosphorylation. The record is from RefSeq and is a predicted model, not a curated record. Bases 804 to 6047 code for a protein of 1747 amino acids. The transcript is spliced from 8 exons. Gene Ontology annotation, cellular component: cytoplasm. Gene Ontology annotation, molecular function: ATP binding; protein serine/threonine kinase activity.